Molecule: messenger RNA, 366 nt
Organism: Parastagonospora nodorum SN15
Lineage: Eukaryota; Fungi; Ascomycota; Dothideomycetes; Pleosporales; Phaeosphaeriaceae
Exons: 2
Coding region: 1-366 (121 amino acids)
Source: RefSeq, a predicted model, not a curated record
AUGUUCAAACGCACAUCCCAGACCCCAUCUUCUCCUUCUCCCACGCCCUCAUCAACAUCUACAUCCUCGGGUGCCUCGUCACAAACCACCUCAUGGCUCUCCAAACUGCGCCCCAAGAAGAUCCAAUUACUACCAGUGAACGCCCAAACAUCACCCUCGCGGACGCCCUCACCACCCCAACGGGGCUGGUUCGAGCGCGCAAACACCUCGACGACAUCGACGGCGUCGACGAGCAGUGAAGAGGAAGUGGCGAAGCAGGAGCAGGAGGAAGAGCUCACGCCGAUGGAGGAGUAUUCGCUAGUGCCGCGAUGGACGCGAGACGCGGCGAAGAAGAGGUCAAACUCCACCCCAUCCCACCAAUCAUAA